Messenger RNA from Histoplasma capsulatum G186AR, 863 nucleotides. RefSeq names its product 60S ribosomal protein L26. Gene Ontology annotation, cellular component: ribosome; cytosolic large ribosomal subunit. The coding region runs from base 81 to 488 and encodes 135 amino acids. NCBI's taxonomy places the organism in Eukaryota, Fungi, Ascomycota, Eurotiomycetes, Onygenales, Ajellomycetaceae. Gene Ontology annotation, biological process: cytoplasmic translation; ribosomal large subunit biogenesis. The record is from RefSeq and is a predicted model, not a curated record. The transcript is spliced from 3 exons. Gene Ontology annotation, molecular function: RNA binding; structural constituent of ribosome.
GACGACGAUAAUUGAACAACCCCAUCUCCUCCCACUCUCUCUCGGAGCCAGAUCUCAUUUCCCCCUUCAGAUCUGCACAAAUGGCAAAGGUCAACGGAGAACUUGCCUCUUCACGGCGGAAGUCGCGCAAGGCGCACUUUAGUGCCCCUUCCAGUGAGCGACGAGUCAUCAUGAGCGCCCCGUUGAGCAAGGAACUGAGAGAAAAGCACAAUGUCCGCUCCAUACCUAUCCGCAAAGACGACGAAGUAACCAUCGUCCGAGGCUCCAACAAGGGCCGCGAGGGCAAAAUCACUAGCGUAUAUCGCCUUAAAUACGUCGUGCACGUCGAGCGCGUCACCCGCGACAAGUCAAACGGUCAGAGCGUCCCUAUCGGUAUCCACCCAUCCAAGGUUGUCAUCACGAAACUGAAGAUCGACAAAGACCGCGAGAACAUCCUCGAGCGAAUGGGUAAAGGCCGGGAAGCAAAGGCAGCUGCAAAGGGAAAUUAAAUUAAAAACGGCGUAACUAUUGUUUAUACUGGUUUUUUCUUUCCUUUUCUUUUUUUCCCCCUUUCCUCUCCGACUUGCUUUGCAUGCAUAUUGGUGAGGGAUUGUAUGCAGAAGGACCCUUUUUGACUUUGCGCAACUUAUUGGCCGGAUGGGAUUUCCUUGGCGCGUGGAGUGGAUUCAUGCUAUAUUGUAUGGACUGAACGUUGAAAAAAAAAAAAAAAAAUAAGAGCAAGACACUAUAUGACUUCUAAUUGUCUGUAGUUACAAGCUUGGCCGGGGUGGUGGGUGGGUUUGACUCGUCUCUCCAGCUUCGGCCGUUUUUAUUUUUCUUUGGUCUUCGCGCAACCAUUCCCUCACCUCAGUGUCCAAUGCGAA